Umbelopsis ramanniana AG is the source of this 631-nucleotide messenger RNA. RefSeq lists its product as uncharacterized. The record is from RefSeq and is a predicted model, not a curated record. Lineage: Eukaryota; Fungi; Mucoromycota; Umbelopsidomycetes; Umbelopsidales; Umbelopsidaceae. Bases 4 to 297 code for a protein of 97 amino acids. Gene Ontology annotation, cellular component: cytoplasm; actin filament. Gene Ontology annotation, molecular function: actin binding; microtubule binding. Gene Ontology annotation, biological process: actin filament polymerization. The transcript has 3 exons.
CAGAUGAUGAAAAUCGACCGCUACAAAGAACGUAUUGACCAUAUGUUGUUUAAAAUCGAGUUCACCGAAAAGCUUCGACACUUGAGUGAAAAUAUGAAUGCUGUUCUUGAAGCAUCCAACGCACUCAAAGAGUCAAAGGCUUUGAAGGAACUUUUGAAUCUUAUCUUGAUGAUGGGUAACUUUUUAAAUAGCAGCAGCUUUAACGGUGGUGCGUUUGGAAUUAAGAUUGCUAGUAUCAACAAGGUUCGUGGACUUGGAGCAAAGUAUGGUUUUAUCCAGCUAACAUAUAAAUACUGACCAUCAUGUUGAACACCCACAGCUGGUGGAUACGAAGGCAGCAACGGAGAAUACAACGUUACUGCAUUUCCUUGCAAAGGUGGUCGAAGAAAAACUCCCGCGUGUAAAUGAAUUUGUUGAGGAUCUGAAAGACUGUGAUCUCGCAUGUAAAGUUACACUACAGGACCUAAUCAAAGAAUACAACGAGCUUCGCAGCGGGCUGCAACAGCUUAGUCAAGAACUUGCAACCCAUUAUGACGAUGAAAAUUAUGUCGCAAACCCCGGUGACAAUUUUGCAUCCACUAUGCACAAGUUCUGCAGACAUGCUAUAGAAAAGUUCGACGACUUAGAAAUU